AAAAUAUUUAUUUAAAAUAUGAGUUUGGCAUUUGAUGAUUAUGGCAGACCUUAUAUAAUAUUGAGAGAGCAAGGAUCAAAGAAAAGAAUGAAGGGAUUGGAAGCAUAUAAAAGCAAUAUAUUGGCUGCUAAAGCAAUAGCUAAUACUUUAUCAUCUUCUCUUGGUCCAAAAGGUAUGGAUAAGAUGUUAGUAUCUGCUGAUGGAGAUGUAUCUGUAACAAAUGAUGGUGCAACAAUAGUAGAAAAAAUGGUAAAAAAUAAUUGAAUAAUAAAAUAAUUAGGAAAUAUAACAUCCAACAGCAAAAUUAUUAGUUGAAUUGUCAUAAUCAUAAGAUGCAGAGAUAGGAGAUGGUACAACAGGAGUAGUUGUAUUAGCUGGCAAAUUAUUAGAAUAAGCAUUAACAUUGUUAGAUAAGGGAAUACAUCCAUUAAAAAUUAGUGAUGGAUUUGAUAGAGCUUGUGAUGUUGCUAUAAGUUAAAUUACAUAUUAAAUUUAGAACAUUUGGAUUAAAUUGCUGAAGAAAUAGAUAUUUAACAAAAUGAUCAUGAAGCACUUAUUUAAGCUGCAUGUACUGCUUUAGGAUCUAAAGUUGUAUCAAAAAGAAAAAGAGAACUUGGAAAGAUAGCUGUAACUGCUGUUUUAGAUGUUGCAGAUCUUACAAGAAAAGAUGUCAAUUUAGAUUUGAUUAAAAUUUAAACUAAAACUGGAGGCAGUGUUGAAGAUACCAGACUAAUUUCUGGUAUUCUUAUUGAUAAAGAUAUGAGUCAUCCAUAAAUGAAAAAAGAAGUAACUGAUGCUAAAAUUUGUUUAUUAACUUGUCCAUUUGAACCACCAAAACCUAAAACUAAACAUAAUAUUAAUAUUUCUAAUGCAGAAGAUUAUAAAAAACUUUACUAAUAAGAAUAAUAAUACUUUGUUGAUAUGGUUAAACUUGUUAAAAAUAGUGGUGCUAAUAUUGCAUUAUGUUAAUGGGGAUUUGAUGAUGAAGCAAAUCAUUUAUUAUUAUAGAAUGAAUUACCUGCUGUAAGAUGGGUAUCAGGUACAGAUGUUGAAUUAAUUGCAAUGGCUACUGGUGCUAGAAUUAUUCCUAGAUUCUAAGAAAUUACACCUUAAAAAUUAGGAAAAGCAGGAUCUAUUAGAGAAGUUCAAUUUGGAACAUCUAAUGAAAGAAUGCUUGUAAUCGAAAAUUGUUAAUGCACUAAAGCUGUUACAAUUCUCAUUAGAGGGGGCAGUUAAAUGAUUGUUGAUGAAGCUAAAAGAUCUAUUCAUGAUGCCAUUUGUGUCAUUAGAAAUUUAAUCAAAGAUAAUAGAAUAGUUUAUGGUGGAGGGUCUGCAGAAUUAGCUUGUGCUCUCUAAGUUUUAUAAUAUGCUGAUGAAGUACAUUUAUUUUAAUAUUUAUUUUAGGUAUCUUCAGUUGAAUAAUAUGCUGUAAGAUCAUUUGCUGAUGCUCUAGAAGGAAUUCCUAAUUGCUUAGCAGAUAAUUGUGGUCUUAAUCCAAUUACAUCUGUAGCUCAAGCAAAAUCUAGAUAGUUAGCAGAAAAGAAUCCUAGAAUCGGAAUUGAUUGUAUGGAAUUAGUAUUUCUUUCAAUUUUAUUUUGUAGGGUACAAGCGAUAUGAAAGAAUAAAAAAUUUAUGAAACUUUAAGCUCAAAGAAAUAAUAAAUUUAAUUAGCCACUUAAGUUGUUAAAAUGAUUUUGAAAAUAGAUGAUGUAAUUGCUCCUGAUGACUAUUGAGUAUUAAUAAAAAAC
Paramecium sonneborni is the source of this 1748-nucleotide messenger RNA. NCBI's taxonomy places the organism in Eukaryota, Ciliophora, Oligohymenophorea, Peniculida, Parameciidae. The record is from the annotation of a GenBank genome assembly.